CAACUUCUUUCCUUUUAUUCUCAACUAAAAAAGUAUGUCGUGUAGUUAUGCUGUUGUUUAAUUAAUUGUAAACUUUUGUUUAUAUUUAUUAAUCAAGUAAAGAGCAAUUUUGCUCCUAAGGAAUGUCAAAGCAAUCAUAUUUUGGUAAGUAAGAUCGUUCAACAACCUAUCAUUGUCUGUCUUAUCUUGAGUAAGAAAUAAACAUAUGAUGAUAGGCCUGUAGAUUAUGCAAUUACUUGUUACGUUCUGUAAAGAUUAUUUGUGAAUCAAAAAUUUUCAAAGACCACGAUUUUAGAGGAGCAGGCCCAAGUAGAUCCAAGCAGUUAUACGUUCCACCAGGACCAAUGGGAAGACAAAGAAAAUUCCGUAAUAACAAACCACGUUUUCAAGAUUUAGAUGGUGAUGUAGAUAUGAUGCCUCACCAAGCUGAAAUGGAUAAAAGACGAUUCAAUCCAUAUGGUGGUUCUCAUAGAAACAAUAACAGAAAGAAGUAUAAUAAUAGAAAUGGAGGCAAAUCUAGACAUGGUGGUGAUCCUGAAAAUUCAUGGCACAAAGUAGUUAUUCCAUACGGAAAGAAGAUUGGGAAAGAGUUCAUCAUGAAAUCUAUCAAUUCUCUUUGCAAGAGUCCAUUUGUACCAAUCAAUUUUCAGUUUAAUAACACAGUUGCUGAAUUUUAUGUGUCUUCACGUGUACUGGCCAACCAAAUAAGAGAAGUUAACCGCAGAGUUACAACACCUGAUGGAUUUAAGAUGGCUGUCACUGUAAAUAGAUGUCCACAGCCAGUUACUACCAUUGAGCGAGAAUCAUUAAAGAUCAUUGAAGAGUGUAUGAGUUCUCAUUAUGAUGCCAUGACACAUGUUUUGGACCUAACUCGACUUUACCGUGAUUCACGGUUAUUUUCAGCGGGAAUCUAUGCACCUCUCAACAAACCUAAUGUUUUCCAUGCAGUAGUGAGAAUCAUCAAAGAGAGAAUACCCGAAAUUGAGGUUUUGAAUUUAACUGAUAAUAAGUUAUAUACAAUAGAUCCUUUGAGUUCAUUGGUUCCUGCCUGUAAACAAUUGAAAUCCUUAAUUCUAAAAAAUAACAAGGUAUAUAAUAUUUAAAUCCUAUUAUUUUAU
Parasteatoda tepidariorum (common house spider) is the source of this 1118-nucleotide messenger RNA. The record is from RefSeq and is a predicted model, not a curated record. Lineage: Eukaryota; Metazoa; Arthropoda; Arachnida; Araneae; Theridiidae.